Molecule: messenger RNA, 624 nt
Organism: Trichosporon asahii var. asahii CBS 2479
Lineage: Eukaryota; Fungi; Basidiomycota; Tremellomycetes; Trichosporonales; Trichosporonaceae
Product: 40S ribosomal protein S8
Exons: 2
Coding region: 1-624 (207 amino acids)
Biological process (GO): maturation of SSU-rRNA from tricistronic rRNA transcript (SSU-rRNA, 5.8S rRNA, LSU-rRNA); translation
Cellular component (GO): cytosolic small ribosomal subunit; ribosome
Molecular function (GO): structural constituent of ribosome
Source: RefSeq, a predicted model, not a curated record
AUGGGUAUCUCGAGGGACUCCCGCCACAAGCGCAGCGCCUCUGGUGCCCGCCGUGCGCACUACCGCAAGAAGAGAAAAUUCGAGCUCGGCCGUCAGGCUGCUAUGACCAAGCUCGACACCACCAAGCGCAUCCACACCGUCCGCACCCGUGGUGGCAACGUCAAGUACCGUGCUAUCCGUCUUGACACCGGCAACUUCUCUUGGGGAUACGAGGCUACUACCCGCAAGACUCGUCUCCUGAACGUCCGCUACAACUCGACCAACAACGAGCUCCUCCGUACCCAGACCCUCGUCAAGUCGGCCGUCGUUGAGGUUGACGCCACCCCCUUCCGUCAGUGGUACGAGGCCCACUACGCCCAGCCCGUCACCAAGAAGGGCCAGGCUGAGGCCCCCGCCGACGAGGGCAAGAAGUCGAACCACGUCCAGCGCAUCCUUGCCGAGCGCAAGAAGGACGCCAAGAUCGACAACCACCUCGAGCAGCAGUUCCGUACCGGUCGUCUCCUCGCCAUGAUCACCUCGCGUCCUGGCCAGUCCGGCCGCGCCGACGGUUACAUUCUUGAGGGCAAGGAGCUCGACUUCUACCUCAAGAAGCUCCAGACCCGCAAGCAGAAGCACGCCGCCUAA